Molecule: messenger RNA, 777 nt
Organism: Alternaria postmessia
Lineage: Eukaryota; Fungi; Ascomycota; Dothideomycetes; Pleosporales; Pleosporaceae
Gene: PNO1
Product: pre-rRNA-processing protein pno1
Exons: 3
Coding region: 1-777 (258 amino acids)
Cellular component (GO): nucleolus
Molecular function (GO): RNA binding
Source: RefSeq, a predicted model, not a curated record
AUGCCCGCACCUACAGCCCUCCAGCGCAGGCCCGAAGAGUUCGCCGACGAUGUCACCAUGGAGGCCUCCUCCGUUCCUCUCCCGACCGAAAGCGAGGGCGACCUCAUCUCUAUGAGCCUUGACCCGGUCGAGGCUGCGCACGACGCCCCAGCACCCACAGAAGACAUGCCCAUGACAGACGAGAGCGGAAAGCCCAAGUUCCCUGCGGCCAAGUCGAUACCGCUCGCUUUCCGCCGCGAGCAGCGCAAGGUCCCGAUCCCACCCCACAGGAUGACACCACUCAAGAACUCGUGGCCCAAGAUCUACCCUCCGCUUGUUGAGCACCUCAAACUGCAAGUCAGGAUGAACACAAAGGCAAAGGCUGUUGAGUUGCGCACUUCCAGUGCUACCACCGACACCGGCGCGCUCCAGAAGGGAGAGGACUUUGUCAAGGCAUUCACUCUGGGCUUUGACACAGACGAUGCCAUUGCGCUGCUUCGAUUGGAUGACCUCUACAUCGAGACCUUUGAGAUCAAGGACGUCAAGACCCUACAGGGCGAGCAUCUCGGUCGUGCGAUUGGUCGAAUUGCAGGCAAGGACGGCAAGACCAAGUUCGCAAUUGAGAACGCCAGCAGAACACGAGUCGUCCUGGCGGACCAGAAGAUCCACAUCCUCGGUGGUUUCAAGAACAUUCACAUCGCACGUGAAGCCAUCGUCAGCUUGAUCCUGGGUCAACAACCAAGCAAGGUGUACGGCAACCUACGAACAGUCGCUGGACGCAUGAAGGAGAGGUUCUAG